Messenger RNA from Psylliodes chrysocephalus, 1215 nucleotides. NCBI's taxonomy places the organism in Eukaryota, Metazoa, Arthropoda, Insecta, Coleoptera, Chrysomelidae. The record is from the annotation of a GenBank genome assembly.
AUGAGCAGAAGGCAGAGCACGUUAUUGGGUUUUGUCGAAACAAAGAAAACUAAAAUCUGCAGUCCAUCUACUACAUCUGAUGUACAUUUUAAAGAAGCGGAAGUGAGCGAAUAUUGUUGUAGUAACACUAGCAGCAGUAGCAGUACAGUACAAGCAGCUGAUAAUAGGCCCAUCGCCAGCAUCGCCUUUAAUUCUAAAACGCGUAAUGUUGAUUUUGGGUUUUAUAUUGACAUUGCUACUACAAGUUUUAGCGACGCAGAAAAAGCUAAUUUGUUAAGAAAUGCCUGGGAGCCUCCAGAAGAUUUUUCAUAUCCAUUUAGUGUGCAUAGGAAAAACAAUAAGGACGUUAAGUGUUAUUUGUCAAAGAAACAUUUUGGUGAGUUUCGAUGGCUUACAUAUUCAUGUCAUUUGCAAGGAUUAUUUUGUAAAUACUGUUUUUUAUUUGCGAAACAAGGCGGUGUUUACCAUCAAACAAAUUUAAAUAAGUUAGUAAAAUCACCUCUUAACAAAUACUCGAAGCUUCUAGGAAAAGAUGGAGAUUUGAUUUUACAUCAAGCCCAUCGGUAUCAUAAAGAAGCGGUAGAGCGUGCCCAACUGUUUAUAAAAAAAUUUCGUGAUCCUCAAGUCUCAAUAGAAAAUAUGUUGGAUCAAAAAAGAAAGCUACAAAUUUUAGUAAACCGCGAAAGGUUAAAACCAAUUAUUGAAGCCGUUAUUUUAUUGGGGCGUCAGAAUAUUGCUUUUAGGUCACAUCGCGAUGACGGUUUUAGUUUAAGAGACAAAACUGAAACAAAUAAAACCACCGAAGAUUCCGCAGUCAAUCGCGGAAAUUUCAAAGCUAUAUUGGAAUACCGAGCAAAAGGGGAUCCUAUUUUAAAAAACUAUUUAUUAACAGCAGCUGCAAGGUCGACGUAUAUUAGUAAAACUGUGCAAAACGAUAUAAUUUUGACAAUUGGCGAAGAAAUUACAGGCAUCCUAACAGAAAAAAUAGGCAAAGCUAAAUUUUUUAGUAUUAUUUUUGACGAAACCACCGACAUUUCGAAUACGAGUCAAAUGACUUUCUUUGUUCGGAAACAACAUAAUAUACCUCUGACCAAUCAGAGUGGAAACCUGGAAGAAUUGCAAUAUUCUCACAAAGAGUCUAAAGCCGGAAAAGAAGAAGGUCUGUCCAGUUUAUUAAAAAUAACAAAAGUGAUAAUAAAACGAAGAUAUAUUUAA